CUGUGUGCCGGUGGACUUUGAGGUCGUCAAUGUGGACUCAACCAUGGACUCAGAAGACGACAUCAAUAAUGCCAUCAUGGCCAUCAGACGCAAUGGAGUUGCACUGAAAGGAAACCUUGAGACCAACCACAACUUGCCUCCCUCCUAUAAGUCCAGGAACAACCUGCUGCGCACUACUUUGGACCUUUAUGCCAACGUGAUGCACUGCCAGUCUCUGCCUGGAGUCAGGACUCGCCACAGAAACAUCGACAUCAUGAUCAUCAGGGAAAACACUGAGGGAGAGUACAGCAGCCUGGAGCACGAGAAUGUGCCGGGCGUUGUUGAAUGUCUGAAGAUCAUCACCAGGACCAAGUCUUUACGCAUCGCUGACUAUGCAUUUAGAACGGCUCGUGAGAAAGGACGUACACGAGUUACUGCCGUUCACAAAGCUAACAUCAUGAAGUUGGGUGACGGUCUUUUCCUGGAGUGUUGUAAGGAGGUUGCAGGCGGUUACCCUGAAAUCACCUUUGACAGCAUGAUUGUGGACAACACCACCAUGCAGCUGGUUUCUAGGCCCCAGCAGUUCGAUGUGAUGGUGAUGCCCAACCUGUACGGUAACGUUGUGAGCAAUGUGUGCACCGGGCUGGUUGGUGGACCAGGCCUGGUACCAGGAGCCAACUAUGGAGAGGACUACGCUGUGUUUGAGACGGGCACCAGGAACACCGGGAAGAGCAUUGCUAACACCAACACGGCGAACCCCACGGCCAUGCUGCUGGCCUCCUGCCUGCUGCUGGACCACCUGAAGCUCCACGCCUACGCCAACAUGAUCCGCAGAGCCAUCCUGUCCACCGUCACCGAGACCCGGCUGCACACCGCUGAUCUGGGAGGUCAAGGCUCCACAUCUGAGGUGGUUCAGUCCAUCAUGAAGGCCGUGGAGAGCACCGGACCCCGAACACUGAGCCUGUAGAACACAGUGUGGGAUUAAAACAUCCUCCUGUAGCUCCUCUAUGCAAUUUUAUAGCAACAACAUAAUAUAUGACACUGAAAUGAAACUGUAAAAACAAACCGUUUAAAUGUCUCUGCAACAGCUGAUAUUUAUUCUGAAGGUUUAGAACUCCCUGUUUGAAGUAUUUUACAGUGCUUUCUGACUUUAGUUUUAGCACUUUAUUUGCCCUGAACACAUCAUUACAAUGCUUACUGUAUGAAAAAUAACACAGAUUACAGUGUUUGAGUCCCACCCAGUCUUUUCCAUGUGUAUGUUUGGUUUAAUAAUUGAGGCAAACCAGCUUCUUCACACAUUUUAACAUUAACUUUAUACUAACCUAAUGAAACUACCCUCAAACUGUUGCUCUGACCUCUAAUAAAGUUUGUUUUCACUGUAAAUCA
Molecule: messenger RNA, 1365 nt
Organism: Acanthochromis polyacanthus (spiny chromis)
Lineage: Eukaryota; Metazoa; Chordata; Actinopteri; Pomacentridae
Product: isocitrate dehydrogenase [NAD] subunit gamma, mitochondrial-like
Exons: 8
Coding region: 44-946 (300 amino acids)
Biological process (GO): tricarboxylic acid cycle; isocitrate metabolic process
Cellular component (GO): mitochondrion
Source: RefSeq, a predicted model, not a curated record